CCAUCAGUCUGUUUCUUGAAGUUACAACUCUUAGUCAUUCUCCCUAUCCAGCUUCGUUCCUCCAAAUCUAGAGCAUGGAUUUCUUCAACAAGGCAGCUUCCCUUGUUAGCAGUGCUACUGCUGCUGCUCCGGCUGCUGCUCCUGCUGCUGCUCCUGCUGCUGCUCCCGCUGCUGCCCCCGCUGCGGAAGGCUUCAGUAUCGCUGGCGUGUCGCUGCAGGAUGCAGCUGGCUAUGUCGAAAAGGCGAAAGCAGCGGCAGCCGUUGCACAAUGUAACGAGACUGUGAAAAAGGCAGGUUUUGAUGACGAAGCCAAGAUGCUCGGGGAUCUUCUCAGUAAAGCGGAGUCGAUGCUUCCUGGCGCUACGCCUGCUCCUGCCCCUGCUGCUUCUCCUGCUGCUACUGCGCUUUCAGCUGUUACUGCUGCGGUUGCAGCUGUUGCGCCUGCAGCCGUUGCUGCUGCGGCGCCUGCAGCCACUGCUCCUGCUGCUGCUGCCCCUGAAGCUGCUGCUGCUCCUGCAGCCGCUGCUGCUCCCGCGGCUGCACCUGCAGCCGCCGCUGCCCCUGCUGCUGCCCCUGCUGCUGCUGCGCCCGCUGCUGCUGCGCCUGCAGCCGCUGCUCCCACUGCCCCUGCUUAAUCUGAAGUGAGGUUCUAGAGGAAUACCGGUACAAAGGGAGAACGAGUCAAUCUAUUCUUACUCCCCAGAUCGUCAGCGAACUCAUUCGAAAUGUCAUGUGAUAGAGGCGGAAGUGUAGAGAAAUGAGGGAAUGAAUCUUUACAAAAAUUCAGCAGUCAUUCCUGCAGGAAAGGGUGAGGUGUGCACACAUGCUAAUAAUUGUUCCAGACGCAGCAGCCAGUGUUACAUCAAUUGCCAACUCCAGUGUUCACAGCUGAGUUUGACAGCGCCUAAAGCCAGCCAACUACAAAACAAUUGCCCCCUAUUCUAGAUAUGUAAAACUCUGAUACUAAACAACUUCCGUCAUU
Closterium sp. NIES-67 is the source of this 982-nucleotide messenger RNA. The record is from the annotation of a GenBank genome assembly. Lineage: Eukaryota; Viridiplantae; Streptophyta; Zygnematophyceae; Desmidiales; Closteriaceae.